Messenger RNA from Olea europaea var. sylvestris, 2624 nucleotides. RefSeq names its product QWRF motif-containing protein 2-like. The transcript has 7 exons. Bases 348 to 2624 code for a protein of 758 amino acids. Lineage: Eukaryota; Viridiplantae; Streptophyta; Magnoliopsida; Lamiales; Oleaceae. Gene Ontology annotation, biological process: centrosome cycle; spindle assembly. Gene Ontology annotation, cellular component: cytoplasm; nuclear microtubule; centrosome. Gene Ontology annotation, molecular function: microtubule binding. The record is from RefSeq and is a predicted model, not a curated record.
UAUGGUUAGCGUAACGUCUCUUCAAUGUCCAACUAAACCCCCAAAUUCACCCCCGUCCCUAAACGAAUGCACCUAAAACUCUGUGACCCCUUCUCCCUAAUUCUCAAUCUCUCUCGCAUUCGCAAAUUUUCCUGGGCUUUUUCUCUUUGAGUUAGCAGCAUUGUCAUUUUUUAAGAAAUCUUGGAAGAAUGUGGAAUCUUUCAAUGACCCAUUAUGGUUUCUUGAGCUACAGCGGGAUUUCUUGAUGUUUUUUGCUGAUUAAUGGUGAUAUCAAAAGGACUUCUGGGGGAAUUUGUGAGCGGUGAAUUCUCACUGUAACUCUGUGUGUAUAUGUGUUCUUGGCCUUGAUGAUGGUGGUUGCUGCUUCUGGAGCAGCUUCGACGACUGACCCACAGAACCGCAAAACCAGCGCCUCUCAAGAUGAGCAUUCAAGAAGGCCCCCAUUAUUGGCUUCUGAAAAAGAUAAUAGUAAUGGGGUUUCAGGCAAUACAUCCAAAAGGCCCAAAUCGAGAAUUGUCUCUUCAAGAUACAUGUCCCCUACAACCUCAAAUGCUUCUUCAGUUUCCUCAUCUUCCGUCUCUUCUAGAAGGUACCCGUCUCCUUUGGUUUCGAGAAACUCGACCCCGGUUUUGAAUACGCCUUCGUCGGGCCCAAAGAGGUCUGUCUCUGUGGACCGCCCGCGGUCCGUGUCUGCAAGGCCUUUAGCACUUGAUCUUGAUUCCAAGCAUAGCAAUUGCAGUAAUGAGGUUUCAGCUGCCACAAAGCUUUUGGUCACUUCUACUCGAAGAUUAUCUGUUUCCUUUCAAGGUGAAGCGUUUUCGCUUCCCGUUAGUAAGACUAAGGUGGCCCCACCUUCGUCUAAUUCGAGUAGUUUGAGGAAGGGCACUCCUGAGAGGAGGAGGAGCAGUACACCAUCGAGAGGGAAGGGCGAUGGAGGAGGAGAUCAAGAAGAGAAUACUAAGCCGGCCGAUCAGCAUCGAUGGCCAGCGCGGAACCGGCGAGUUAAUCCAUUGUCAAGGAGUUUGGAUUGUAGUGGUAGUGGUGAUGAGAAGAGUAAGCUCGCCGGAUCUGGAAAUGUGAUUCGAGCAUUGCAACAGUCAAAGAUUGAUGAAAGUAGGGAAUCCUUGGAUGGUAGGUUAAGUCUUGAUUUGGGCUGUUCCCAGCUUCUUAAGGCCGCGCCGGAUGGAAAUUUGGUAAAUAACGAGUCUUCUGUGCAAUCUGAUCUCACCGCAUCUGAUACGGAUAGUGUCUCUUCUGGUAGUACUUCAGGAGCUCAAGAAUGUGGUGGGACCUCCCAUGGCCGUAAUGGGCCUCGGGGAAUUGUUGUUUCGGCUAGAUUUUGGCAAGAAACAAAUAGCCGAUUGAGGAGGUUGCAGGAUCCAGGUUCACUCUUAUCGACAAGUCCUGGGUCCAAGCUGAUUGUGCCGUCAAAAUUGAAAAAGUUCCAGAAUGAUGGUCCGCUGACUUCCCCGCGAAUGAUGUCUUCUCCUAUUCGUGGAGGUAACAGAGCUGCAUCUCCCAGCAAACUUUAUACACCUGUCGGAUCAUCUCCAUCUCGGGGAAUCAGUCCAUCUCGGGUCAGAAAUGCUGUUAGUACAAUUAGCAAUAAUUUUAGUGAGGCACCCUCAGUUCUUAGUUUUUCCGUUGAUGUUAGGAGGGGGAAGGUUGGAGAGAACCGCAUUUUUGAUGCACACUUGUUGAGGCUUCUGUAUAAUCGACAACUGCAGUGGCGCUUUGUAAAUGCUAGAACUGAAGCUGUCCUGCUGGUGCAGAAACACAAUGCAGAGAAAAACCUAUGGAAUGCAUGGUUAACAAUCUCUGAUCUGCGUGAUACUGUCACCAAAAAAAGACACAGAUUGCAAUUGCUGAGGCAAAAGUUAAAACUAGCCUCCAUUCUCAAGGGUCAAAUGUCCUUGGAAGAUUGGGCUUCUUUGGAUAAAGACCACUCAAUAUCUUUGCUUGGAGCUAUUGAAGCUUUGAAGGCUAGCACUCUUCGUCUUCCGGUUGUUGGAGGAGCAAUUGUAUGUGGCCUUUGGUGUUCCGUCUCGGAACCUUGUGGGGUUAGGAGUAAAGCAUCCCGAGGUUGGCGCAUCUCGUUGAGCGUGGAGAAGCAUUGGGAACCCCAAUUUCUUUCUUCGGAGCCGUUUCUUUUCCCGUCCCCCCGCCCCGGCAUAGCGCUUCGCUUCCGGUUCUUCGGAAGAAUCAACUUACGUCUCCCUUCUUCAUUGAUCUGGGGGAAAAGGAAAGGUCUACCAGUUGGGAAGCUAGACAUCAAGUUGGGUUGCUGGAUACGGGAUCCUCGUAGUAGGCUGGACCAACAUCCACCCGAGAGAGGGCAGUCUUUAGAAACAACAGGGUGUACGUAUCCCAGACCUUCCUCGUUGGGGCUCCGCGCACUGAGAAAACGCUCUAGCGACGAGAAAGCGGCCACUAGUUACAAAGCUCCAAUAAAGGAGAGGGCUAGUCAGUAUAGUGGGUUGAAAGACAAGAGUGCCCUUCAACUUCAAGUAGGCUACUUUUUCCGGAACGCAGUCCGAGAUAACCGUAACCGGAAAAGAGAAGCGCUUUUGCUACUGAGAAAGCGAACGGUCAACGCGAAGGUUCAAGACUUAGCCGAGCGUUAG